GUUGACACCAGCCGAAUUGUUCAUAUCCACUCAGUGAUCAUCCUGCGUCGCUCUGAUAAGAGAAAAGACCGUGUGGAAAUUUCGCCAGAGCAGCUUUCAGCUGCUUCUACUGAAGCAGAGAGGUUGGCUGAAAUGACGGGACGUCCCAUGAGAGUUGUGGGCUGGUAUCACUCUCAUCCUCAUAUUACUGUCUGGCCAUCGCAUGUUGAUGUCCGCACACAAGCUAUGUAUCAGAUGAUGGAUCAAGGUUUUGUAGGACUUAUCUUUUCCUGCUUCAUUGAGGACAAAAACACAAAGACAGGCAGGAUUCUCUACACCUGUUUCCAGUCCAUUCAGGCCCAGAAGAGCUCAGAAUAUGAAAGGAUUGAAAUUCCUAUUCAUGUUGUUCCCCAUGAAACCAUUGGGAAAGUGUGUCUGGAAUCAGCUGUAGAGCUGCCCAAGAUCCUUUGCCAAGAAGAGCAAGAUGCCUACAGGAGAAUUCACAGCCUCACCCAUCUAGACUCUGUAACCAAGAUUCAUAAUGGCUCAGUGUUCACAAAGAACCUCUGCAGCCAGAUGUCUGCCAUCAGUGGGCCACUCCUUCAGUGGCUGGAGGACAGACUACAGCAGAACAAACAGCGGGUGCAGGAGCUGCAGCAGGAGAAAGAGCAGCUCCUGGAGGAACUAGCUGCUUUAGAAUGAAGGAGGAAAUGCAGACCCUUCAGAAGACAGACAUGAAAAAAAACCUACCAGACCUACUCCUGGCUGAAGGGUGGCCCUAUGUUACCUUACAGUGAAGAUACUAGCAUGCAGCAAAGAGCACUUCUACAGGAUAAGGACUUUAUCUGCCCCAGCUUGAUGAAAAGCAGUGGUGUAUCUCCAGGUGCUGCAUGAUGCAGUGCAGUUCUAGCUC
This is a messenger RNA of Balearica regulorum gibbericeps (East African grey crowned-crane), 892 nucleotides long. The record is from RefSeq and is a predicted model, not a curated record. Lineage: Eukaryota; Metazoa; Chordata; Aves; Gruiformes; Gruidae.